This is a messenger RNA of Agrilus planipennis (emerald ash borer), 806 nucleotides long. RefSeq names its product GILT-like protein 1. The record is from RefSeq and is a predicted model, not a curated record. Lineage: Eukaryota; Metazoa; Arthropoda; Insecta; Coleoptera; Buprestidae. The transcript is spliced from 5 exons. Bases 94 to 726 code for a protein of 210 amino acids. Gene Ontology annotation, molecular function: oxidoreductase activity, acting on a sulfur group of donors, disulfide as acceptor.
ACUUAUAUGUUGUCUGAUUCACUUCAAUAAAACACGUGUCUGUCUGUACGUACAACAUUAGAAAAAUUGAUAAAAGAAAAAUUAGUAAUAAAUAUGAGUGCUUUUAAAAAAAAUAUGUUGUGCUUGACCUUAAUUCUAGUCUUUCCGUUUUUUUUCAAAGAUGUACAUGGAUUAAAUAAGUUAAAUGUGGACAUCCUUUAUGAAGCUUUGUGCCCUGAUAGCUUAAGAUUCGUUAGGAACCAAUUGCACCCUUCGUGGAAAGAACUAGAACCGUAUAUAAAUAUUCAUUUUGUACCUUUUGGUAAAAGUCAAAGCAUAAAUGAUGGUGAAAGUUUCCAGUGUCAACACGGACCUGGGGAAUGCAACAGAAACAAAAUAAUGUCAUGCGCCCUUCAGGGGAUUCCCGAUCAAUCCACUCAAGUUGAAUAUGUUAAAUGUGCAAUGGUAUCUUUUUUUCAAGAAAAUGACCCUUUAGGAUUUGCAGAAAGGUGUGCUACAGAGGCAGGAUUGCAGUGGAGUGAAAUUAUGACAUGUUACAAUUCAAAUAUUGGAACAAUGUUACAAUUGCAAGCUGAACGAGAAACGCAGGCGAUAAAACCAAAAUUCGUUCCUACAAUUCUUUACAAUAAAACCUUUGACCAGGUGCUUCAAAAUGAUAGCAUAAGAAACUUUAAGCAAGUCGCUUGUUCCUUAGUGUCACAGACGCAUCCAAAUGCUUGCUCAUAAUCAUCGACCGUUAAUAUUUAAUUAAGCUUGCAGUUGUAUUCUUGUUUACUUGAAUAAAUGCAAUAACUUCCAGAUAGAAA